AUGGAGGUGAAGGAGCGUCGGCCUUAUUGCUCCCUCACCAGGAGCAAACGAGGGAGAGACAGAGAAAGAGAAGGAGAGAGGGAAGAAGAGGGGCACAGGGAGGGCCACGCCGAACGCUGUCACACCGCCUCCUCAGCCGUUCUUACUCAGAAGUCCUACAGCUCCAGUGAGACGCUCAGAGCCUUUGAUCAGCAGCCGGCUCCACAGCUACUUUAUGGACACCGUGUGCCAGACAUGGUGCCUAGAGACCCCGAAGAAUACAGAGCUCCAGGGCAAACUCUCUCACUGAGACAGCUGGGGAUUUGUGGUCCAGUCCCUCGUCGUGGCCUUAGUUUCUGCGCCGAGACGGGACUCUCCCAUCAGCCGGGUCGACUCAGACCCAAUCACUCUCAGAGUGUGGGGGGGAUCUCUCCAGACAACGCCAUGCGUCUAUGGGGAAGGGAAGUCAAGUCACAUGGACACGAUUCGCAGCUGUCCAGUCGCUCCAACUCCGCUCUCACGCUCACAGAUACAGAACAGGACAAUAAAUCAGACAAUGAAAAUGAGCAGAUGUCAAGCAAGCAGGGCCUUCCUCCACUUCCGCCUGUCAAACAUCCUCAUAAGCAAAACCCAUCAAUCACUUUGCUGGACCACUCGCUGGCCAAUCAAACCGCAGAACUGCAGAGUGCGUCCGAAUGCGUACAGCUACAAGAGAACUGGGUGCUGGGUGGCAAUGUAGGACUGGAAAACAGGCAUUUCCUACUGAAGACUGGUGCAGGCACCGCCUCCCUCUUUGCCACUCCCAACCCAGGCUACACCAUGGCAACAGGGGCAGUGUACUCCCCACCGGCCCGCCCCUUACCACGAAACACCCUCUCUAGAGGUGCAUUCCGAUUUAAGAAGUCACCCAAACACUGCUCAUGGAAAUGCACAGCUCUCAGCGCUGUGGCCGUGGCAACAGUGCUGUCAAUCAUCCUAUGCUACUGUAUCGCCAUGCAUCUGUUUGGCCUGAACUGGCGUCUCAAGGAUGUCGAGAGUCAUGCCUUUGAGAAUGGCCGGGCAAAGCCAGUGACGUCUCCAACGAACACUGUGUCUCCCUUCUCUACCAACAUGGUUGUUGCCCAGCUGGAUAACUCCUCGCUGGACACAGGAGAAGUACAAGUGGGGCAGGUGAUAGGCCGCACCAUACCUCCGGGAGUUUUCUGGAGGUCUCAUCUUAUCAUUGACCAGCCACAUUUCCUCAAGUUCAACAUCUCCAUCCAGAAAAACGCCCUUAUCGGAGUCUAUGGGAGGAAGGGUUUACCGCCCUCACAUACACAGUAUGACUUUGUUGAGCUGUUGGACGGCAGUCGGCUGAUAUCCCGUGAACGCCCUCCCGCUUACCCGGAUCUCAGGGACCAGCUGGAGAAGACGGUCAGCAUGCACCAGGCAGGGUUCAUUCAGUACCUGCACAAGGGCGUGUGGCACUUGGCCUUCUACAACGAUGGCAGAACUGUGGAACCGGUCUCAUACAACACUGUAAUACUUGGAUCUGUCAUGGAAUGCCCACACAACUGCUAUGGCAACGGAGAAUGUGUCUCUGGCACAUGUCAUUGUUUCCCAGGAUUCCUUGGGCCUUAUUGCUCUAGAGCGGCCUGCCCAGUGCUGUGCAGUGGUAAUGGUCAGUACAGUAGGGGGCGCUGUCAGUGCUACAGCGGCUGGAAGGGCACAGAAUGUGACAUACCCAGCAGUCAGUGCUUGGAUGCUGUGUGUGGGGGUCACGGCCUCUGUAUUUCGGGUGCUUGCGUGUGUAACGCUGGCUACAAGGGUGACAAAUGUGACCAAGUGGACUGUUUAGACCCGUUCUGUUCGGCCCACGGCUCAUGCCUGCACGGACGAUGUCGUUGUAACCCAGGUUGGACUGGAGCCAGCUGUGAGACUCAGAUCACCUUGUGUCCAGAACACUGCUCUGGCCGUGGAACUUUCCAGUCCGAGACUGGAACCUGCGUCUGUGAGGCUAACUGGACUGGGCCUGACUGUUCAAUGGAGGUGUGUACGACAGACUGCGGUCCUCAUGGCUCAUGUGUUGGAGGUGUGUGUCGGUGCUCAGAGGGCUGGACCGGGCUGGGCUGUGAGCAGGCGGACUGCCAGCCCCAUUGCGGGGAUCAUGGUGUGUGUCGAGACGGCAAGUGUGAGUGUCUCCAGGGCUGGACGGGGGAGCGCUGUAACAUCGGUGAGUCAAACACAGUGGGGGCAUUAACUAUCAAUAGUUGCCCUGGGCUGUGUAACAGCAAUGGGAGGUGUAUUCUGGAUCAGAAUGGGUGGCACUGCCUCUGCCAGCCUGGGUGGAGAGGGGCAGGGUGCGAUGUUGCCAUGGAAACCCUCUGUUCAGAUGGCAAGGACAACGAAGGCGAUGGUUUGCUUGACUGUAUGGACCCAGACUGUUGUCUGCAGAGCUCUUGCCAGGGCCAGCCAUACUGCCGUGGUACCCCAGACCCCAGCACCACUGUGGCCCAGCACAAGGACCAGUCUCCUUCACAAGCUGCCCAGAGCUUUUACGAGCGGGUCAAGUUUCUGGUGGCACCGGGUGGCACUCACACCUUGCCUGGGGAGAACCCAUUCAAUAGCAGUCUGGCGUCGAUCGUGCGGGGUCAAGUGCUGACAGCAGACGGAACACCGCUGAUAGGAGUGAAUGUGUCCUUUCUACAUUACCCAGAAUAUGGUUACACUGUCACACGACAGGAUGGGAUGUUUGAUUUGUUGGCAAAUGGCGGUGCCUCACUGACACUCAGUUUUGUACGAGCUCCAUUCCCUGCUAUGCAUCGUUCAGUGUGGCUGCCAUGGAGAGUGUUUCAUGUGAUGGACAGACUGAUCAUGAGAAGGGAGGAGAGGGACGCACCCUCUUGUGACCUCAGUGGCCUUGUCCGGCCGACCCCUCAGAUUACGACAUCACCCCUCUCCACCUUUUACAGCUCCACCCCUGAAGCCAGCCCCAUUAUACCUGAGACCCAGGUCCUGCAUGAGCAGACAGCUAUCCCAGGCAGUGACCUUAACCUGGUUUACCUGAGUUCUCGCGCCUCUGCCUAUAAGCCUGUCCUUAAAGUCAUUAUGACCCAGGCCAGUGUGCCUUUUGGCCUCAGCAAGGUCCACCUUAUGGUGGCAGUCGAGGGUAGAAUGUUCCAGAAGCAGUAUCCUGCUGCGCCCCGGCUCUCCUUCAUGUUUGUCUGGGACAAGUCUGAUGCUUAUGGUCAGAGAGUCUAUGGUUUAGCUGAAGCUAUGGUGUCUGUGGGUUUUGAGUAUGAGUCAUGCUUGAACGUGAUUCUGUGGGAGAAGAGAACCGCCACACUGCAGGGAUUUGAACCAGACGCUUCAAACAUUGGAGGAUGGACUUUAGACAAGCAUCACAUCCUGGACCUGCAGAAUGGUAUCCUGUACAAAGGCAGCGGGGAGAAUGUGUUCUUCUCCAGGCUGCCCCCAGUCAUCAGCACCAUCAUGGGAAACGGACGACGGAGAAGCAUUUCGUGCCCCAGCUGUAACGGACAAGCAGAGGGCAACAAGCUGCUGGCACCUGUUGCUCUGGCCUGGGGUAUUGAUGGCAGCCUUUACGUAGGUGAUUUCAACUACAUCAGACGUAUCUACCCAUCGGGCAAUGUCAGCAGUGUUAUGGAACUCAGAAAUAAAGAUUUCAGACAUAGUAACAAUCCAGCUCACCGGUAUUACUUGGCUACGGACCCAGUGACUGGACAGCUGUAUGUGUCAGACACUAACUCCCGGAGGGUGUACCGACCACGGGCCCUUGCGGGUGAAAUAGACCCGCAGCAGAACAUGGAGGUGGUGGCAGGGACAGGAGAUCAUUGCCUGCCAUUUGAUGAAACUCAGUGUGGGGAUGGAGGAUCAGCAUCAGAGGCUCUGCUUACAGGACCCAAAGGUAUUGUUGUGGACAAGAAUGGACUGAUCUACUUUGUUGAUGGGACGGUGAUUCGGAAAGUGGAUCGAAAUGGCAUCAUCUCCACUCUGAUGGGGUCCAAUGACCUGGCUUCAGCUCGUCCCCUGAGCUGUGAUGCUGUCAUGGAUAUCCGGCAGGUUUCCCUGGAGUGGCCCACUGACCUGGCUAUCAGCCCGACAGACAAUUCUCUGUUUGUGCUGGAUGGUAGCGUGGUUCUGCAGAUCACUGAGGAGGGACAGGUUGUUGUGGCUGCGGGCCGACCUCUGCACUGCUCCAUGCCCACUUCUGACCUGCGGGUGCCAGAGACACAGUGGGCCACCCACACCCAUCUGGAGUCACCCAGCGCUAUUGCUGUCUCCUUCAGCGGCGAACUGCUCAUCACUGAGACAGAUGAGAAGAAAAUGAGCCGCAUUCGCAGCGUGUCACCUGGCGGUGAGAUCACUCACCUCGCAGGAGCGCCCUCUGAAUGCGACUGCAAGAAUGACGUAAACUGCGACUGCUACCUUACCGGUGACGGCUACGCCAAAGAUGCACGACUGAAUGCUCCGUCUUCUCUGGUGGCAUCUCCCGACGGAACGCUAUACGUUGCUGACUUGGGAAAUAUUCGCAUACGCGCCAUUAAGAAGAACCGUCCUGUGUUAAAUGGCCUGAGCAUGUUUGAAGUGGCGUCAGCAACUGAACAAGAACUGUACAUGUUUGACAUUAAUGGGACACAUGUGCACACUGCUAACCUGGUCACUGGAGAUUACAAAUAUAAUUUCAGUUACAGCAAUGAAGGAGACUUGACUGCCAUCACUGACAGUCAUGGCAACACACUUCGCAUUCGCAGAGAUGCCAGCAGGGUGCCUGUCCGCAUUGUUGCCCCAGACAACCAGGUCAUCUGGCUAACCAUGGGUUCCAAUGGUGGACUGAAAACGUUUGGGGCCCAGGGGCAGGAACAGGUACUGCUCACUUACCAUGGCAACAGUGGUCUCCUGGCAACCAAGAGCAACGCCAAUGGGUGGACCACAUUCUAUGACUAUGACACUGAAGGCAGGUUAACGAACGUGACUUUCCCCACGGGAGGGGUAGUCAGUCUGGCCUGCGACACAGGGGCAGUGUCCUCCAUAAAGGUGGAGACCUCUGAACAAGAGGAUGAGGCUGGCAUCACCAUUAACCAGACAGCCAUCCAAACAGUGUACACACUACAGCAGGAUCAGUUUAGGAACACUUAUGUGGCUGGCUAUGACAAUUCGCUGAGGAUUCUUUACGCUAAUGGGAUGGACAGACAUUACCAGAUGGAACCACACAUCCUGGCCGGCCCUUCCUGCCCCACUGUGGCCCAUCGGAACAUGUCUCUCCCAGAUGACAGCGGGCAGAACCUGGUGGAGUGGCGAUUCCGUAAAGAGCAGAUCCGCUCAAAGGUCACUGUGUUUGGACGCAAGUUAAGAGUAAAUGGGCGGAACAUCCUGUCUGUUGACUAUGACCGCACAUUGAAAACUGAGCGGAUCUACGAUGACCAUCGCAAGUUUCUUCUGAAGAUUGUUUAUGAUGUGUCAGGCCAGCCUGCACUGUGGAUGCCCAGCAGCAAGCUGUUCCCUGUCAACAUCACCCGUACCACCGGAGGCCAGAUCAGUGCCAUCCAGUGGGGAUCUGUCUCCGAACAUGUGGAGUAUGAUGGACAAGGACGGAUUCUGUCCAGAGUUUUCCCUGAUGGAAGAACUUGGAGCUACACUUACCUGGAGAAGUCUAUGGUCCUGAUUCUGGCCAGCCAGAGGCAGUAUGUGUUUGAGUAUGACCCUCAGGGCCAUCUAUCUGCUGUCACCAUGCCAAAUGUGGCACGCUACACCAUGGAGACUGUCCGCUCAGUGUGGUACUACCGUAAUAUCUACCAUCCACCUGAGAGCAAUGCCUCUGUUGCUGUGGACUACGCAGAGGAUGGGCGGUUGUUAAGGCAAACACACCUGGGCACAGGCCGGCUGGUCCUCUAUCGGUACCGUUGGCAGAGUAAGCUGUCAGAGGUUCUUUAUGAUAGCACACGUGUAAGCUUCACCUACGAUGAGAUGGCAGGUGUUUUGAAGACAGUUAACCUGCAGAGUGAAGGCUUUAUCUGCACACUACGCUACCGACAGCUUGGUCCACUGGUAGAUCGACAAAUCUAUCGCUUCAGUGAGGAUGGCCUCGUCAACGCCCGCUUCGACUACGCCUAUGACAGCAGCCUUCGUGUGAGCAGCAUGCAGGGUGUUAUCAACGAAACACCGCUGCCCAUCGACCUCUAUCAGUAUGAUGAUAUCUCAGGAAAAGUAGAGCAGUUUGGCAAGUUUGGUGUGAUCUAUUAUGACAUCAACCAGAUCAUCUCCACUUCGGUGAUGACCUACACCAAGCACUUUGAUAGCUAUGGUCGCAUCAGAGAGAUACAGUACGAGCUGUUCCGCUCACUGCUCUUCUGGAUCACUAUUCAAUAUGACGAGGCUGGCCGAGUCACCAAAAGGGAGACUAAGAUCGGCCCCUUUGCCAAUGCCACAAAAUAUGGUUAUGAAUAUGAUGUGGAUGGACAACUGCUGGCUGUCUAUCUGAAUGAGAAAUUGAUGUGGCGCUAUAGCUAUGACCUCAAUGGGAAUCUGCACCUGCUGAAUCCUGGCAGCACUGGCCACGUAACUCCCCUGCGCUAUGACCUACGAGACCGAAUCACACGUUUAGGAGAUCUUCAAUACCAGAUGGAUGAAGAUGGUUUCCUGAGGCAGAGGGGCUCUGAGAUCUUCCACUACAAUUCCAAGGGCCUCUUAGAGCGUGUCUACAGCAAGACCAAGGGCUGGAGUGUCUGGCACCGCUAUGAUGGCUUGGGUAGGAGGAUCUCCACUAGAUCCAGUCUAGGCCAUCACCUGCAGUUCUUUUAUGCUGAUUUAAGCCACUUGAGUCGGAUAACACAUGUAUACAAUCACACCAGCUCCGAGAUCACCUCUCUCUACUAUGACCUGCAGGGCCACUUGUUUGCCAUGGAGCUCAGUGGGGGAGCUGAGUUCUACAUUGCCUGUGACAACACCGGCACUCCACUGGCAGUCUUUGGCAGUGAUGGAGUCCUUCUUAAGCAGAUGCAGUACACAGCCUUUGGUGAAGUCUUCUUUGAUUCAAACCCUGAGCUCCAGUUAGUGAUGGGUUUUCACGGUGGGCUCUAUGAACCCUUGACAAAUCUGUUGCACUUUGGGACACGGGAUUACGACAUUAUGGCAGGCCGCUGGACUACAGCUGAUAUUACUGUCUGGAAACAGAUUGCCAAGGACCCUGCUCCUUUUAACCUGUACAUGUUCCAAAACAACGAUCCAGUCAGCAAAGUGCAGGAUGUCAGAGAGUAUGUCACAGAUGUAAAUAACUGGCUAGUAACAUUUGGAUUCCAUCUCCACAACACAAUACCUGGUUUCCCGGCCCCAGUCUCUCAGUUGAAUCAACCGUCUUUUGAACUAAUGAAGAGUCAGCAGUGGGAUGAGCUGCCGUCUAUGUAUGGCAUUCAGCAAGAAGUCAACCGACAAACCCGGGCCUUUCUGAUGUUCGAACGCCUGCAACAUGUCCAGUUUGGCCAGUACCAAAAGCUAGAGAAACCUUGGCUGUGGUUUGCCUCUAGUGAGUCUGUAAUUGGCCGAGGAGUCAUGCUGGCCCUCUACAAGGGUGUUGUGGUUACCCGUGCCUUGAGUCUGGCCAGUGAGGACUGCGUCAAGGUUGCAGCCAUUCUCAAUGGUGCCCUCUACUUGAAGGAUGUCCACUUCAACUUGAAUGGCUACGACACAUAUUUCUUUGUCAAAGCAAGCACACCUGAGGUGGACUUGGCCACCCUGCGGCUAACAAGUGGAAAGAAGGUCCUGGAGAAUGGUGUUAAUGUUACUGUAUCACAGUCUACUGCUGUGGUGGGUGGGCACACACGCCGCUUUGCUGACGUGGAGUUGAGCCGCAGCAGGCUGACACUUCAUGUGCGCUAUGGGACUACACUGGAUGAGGAGCGGGCUCGUGUUCUUGAGCAGGCCCGACAGAAGGCGCUGUCACAUGCAUGGACACGUGAGCAGCAGCGGGUACAGGAUGGGGAGGAAGGUGCCCGUCUGUGGACAGAAGGGGAAAAGAGGCAACUGCUCAGUACAGGAAGAGUACAGGGAUAUGAUGGAUACUAUGUGUUGUCAGUGGAACAGUACCCUGAACUAGCUGACAGCGCUAAUAAUAUACAAUUCCUCCGGCAAAAUGAAAUUGGGAAGAGGUAG
This is a messenger RNA of Chanos chanos (milkfish), 8127 nucleotides long. Its product is annotated as teneurin-3. The record is from RefSeq and is a predicted model, not a curated record. Gene Ontology annotation, biological process: signal transduction; heterophilic cell-cell adhesion; neuron development. The coding region runs from base 1 to 8127 and encodes 2708 amino acids. Gene Ontology annotation, molecular function: calcium ion binding; protein homodimerization activity; cell adhesion molecule binding. The transcript has 28 exons. NCBI's taxonomy places the organism in Eukaryota, Metazoa, Chordata, Actinopteri, Gonorynchiformes, Chanidae. Gene Ontology annotation, cellular component: neuron projection; membrane.